AUGGCCGACAUCCUGAGUAUCGGCGGUGAGCCGAUCUUCGACGAGCGCAUCGUCGGAAUCGAGACUCACACGUAUAACCCGUACGUCAACACGACGUUCGGACACAACGACGAGAUACAAAUACCCAUACAGCAGCAGGAUCUGUAUACACUGCCGUGCGAAAGUUUCCUGUACGUCGAGGGACGACUCAACGACGACGGCGCGACGAAUGAGGAACAAUACGCGAAAUUAGUCAACAACUGCGUCGCGUUUAUGUUCGACGAAAUUCGAUACGAUCUCGACGGCGUGGAGAUCGACCGGUGUAGAAACGUCGGCAUAACCAGCACGAUAAAGAACUACGUGUCGCUGACCGUCGAACGAGCCAGAAAACUGCAGAACGCUGGAUGGAGUUAUCCAACGAGCGAAUCGAAUCUGAACGACGCGUCCCAUCAAUUCAACUUUUGCGUACCUUUGAAUAUUCUUUUGGGUUUCUGCGAGGACUACAGACGCGUGGUGAUAAACGCGCGACACGAGCUUAUCCUGAUACGCUCUCGCAGCGACCACAACUGCGUCGUAGAUCCGAAGAAGACCGUGCCGAGAGAUCCGGCCAAGGAUCCUAAAAUUACGUUGUUGAAAGUGCAAUGGCGUAUGCUUCACGUGGCGCUGAACGACGUGACUAAAUUAUCGCUGUUGCGAACGUUGGAGAGCGGACGAUUUCUGAGCGCGGGCUUUCGCUCUUGGGAUCUGUACGAAUUUCCCCUGUUGCAGAGCACGACCAAGCAUUCGUGGGCCGUGAAAGCCGCGCCGCAAUUGGAGAAGCCGCAAUACGUCAUAUUCGCGCUGCAGACCGGACGGCGAAACAAAUUCGCGGGCAACGCCUCGAGGUUCGAUCAUUGCGCGCUCGCCAACGUGAAAUUGUAUCUCAACUCGGAAUUCUAUCCCUACGACGACGUGAACGUGGAUUUCGAGAGCGACAAGUUCCCGUGCU
Temnothorax curvispinosus is the source of this 967-nucleotide messenger RNA. RefSeq lists its product as uncharacterized. The record is from RefSeq and is a predicted model, not a curated record. Lineage: Eukaryota; Metazoa; Arthropoda; Insecta; Hymenoptera; Formicidae. The transcript has a single exon. The annotation marks the transcript as partial.